This is a messenger RNA of Pseudo-nitzschia multistriata, 2321 nucleotides long. Lineage: Eukaryota; Bacillariophyta; Bacillariophyceae; Bacillariales; Bacillariaceae. The record is from the annotation of a GenBank genome assembly.
CCUCACGAUCCUGGUACGGUACAGUGAUCGGUUGAAAGCAGCAGCUCUGCUAUUUUUCCCACGGAGGUUCCAUCGAACGUCUUGGCUGUCAGGAUUACAGUUUCUUUGGUUUCAUCUGCAUUCUCAAAACUACUACUGGAGGGCAAACCAUUCCUGCAUUUCGUGAGUUUGUAGUUUCAAAGAUAUUCUGUUUGUUAUCAACCGUGCAACGCGAUCGUUCUGUUCUUCCGAGGGAUAAAUCAACUAUGACAGCUGGUACCGAAGGGAUUGCUUUGGCUUCGGCUGGGUCAAAUGAUGCCACAAAUAAGGAUACCAUGGCACUCUCAAAGACUUCGAAAACUAGUGUACUAGUCAUUGAAACAAAUGACGAGAAUAUUGGUUUGAAUUCACCCUCAACAGACACAACUCUUAGUUUGAGAUCAAUGAGGAUUGAGGAGCAAUCAAAGGAGACAGAGGUUCUCUUGGUUGGGUUAGAUGUUUACUCUGAUAUUGCGAAGGACGACGAUUGCGAGAGUGUUUCUUCAUCAACAACCUCAAGCAGCUUCAUGUCCAUCUACUUCGAACGAACUGAUUUCUUGCCGUGGGAAAACUUGUACGCGAAAGCAGAAUAUGCACCCCAUGUUGGGUUCGCAAUCGCUGCUGGCGGUUUUGCAUGUAUGCAUCCUUUCAUGUUCUUUGCGGGGGCAGUCACGGCCAUGGGAGCCUUGAGAGCAGCUGGUGCCGCGUACGACUAUGCGACUUGCAGUUUGCAAUCAGUAAGCACGGAAGAUGCAGACGGACAAGCGACAACUUCCUGCGAUUGGUUUCCAGCUGCCUUUUCGCUGAGUUAUACUGAUGACAACAUCAAUGACGAAGCGAAAAGACAAUUCUCUCCCGUGCGGGGAAAUAUGGGAGACGUGGAAUCCGUACCGCUCUUGGCAAAAACCUCAUCAUCUUGCUCCACAAGUGCAUCGACUACUGUGGAAUCAGUAGAAAACGAAAUCAAACUUGGCAAAAAGGAGAAUGCGAGUAAACCAGUUGUGAACGAUCCCUCGAUGCCUUGUUUGAUUCAAUCGCCUCCAAAAAUUUACCAUCAAGGGACGUUAGAAACUUUGGGCCCCGUUCAAUGGGUCAAAGAUACCUUUCCAUCACUUCCAACUAUUGCUCUUGACAACGCCGAGUUUCGUGGACUCUAUGCGCAAGAGUUUUUUGACGUAUUUUUCGCUGACGAUGCCCCGUUUGGAUUCCCGGCCUUCCACAAAUUGAGAAGAGACAAGGAAGUGAAGUAUGGUUUGUGGAGAAAUGGAAUAUCAUCGGAGAUUUUUGAGAGUGAUGGCAGUGGCAUCGAACUUCCUCCCACCCUUACUACGAAGGAAAGAGACGUGGAAUAUCAUGCCAAGACMAAUUCAUUUUUGGGUCCAGCCUAUGCACCUACAAAGAAAACCCAACGAGCAUAUUUUGUGUCGAAGAAGAUGCUUGUCGUUGAUAUCAAAAUGACUCUUCACGACAUUCCCUUCAGUAAGCAGUUUUAUCUUAUUGAACGAUGGAUCAUUGAUGGAACUCACAGCAACGCCAAAAAUCAACCCAAGGAUCUUCAUUCACGAAAGAAAAACAAGAACUCAAAUUCUUCCAAACCCUCUUCGUCUCAUUGUGUGUACGUCACGGUGUCGUCGAAAGUUUGCUUCACUCAAGAAUGCGCAUUCGAGUCGACAAUCGCCAAAGAAUCGGCGAAGCAAGUUUGCGAAAUCUCAAAGUGUUGGAACAUAAUGGCACAAGACGGAUUGAAGCGAACAGAGGAAGCGAGGAUGAAACGAUUGCGUCAAAAACAGCUAAUAGAGGAGCAACGUGCCAGGCGAGAACAACAACAAGGAGUUAUGUCCUCUCCGCUAUUAGCUCAAUCGUCAGGUAUUGCCAAACAAUUUGAGAACGACGAAAGCAUCGAAAUCGAGCAUUUAGAUAUUGUUCUUCCCGACCACAAAAAUGAGUCUCGAAGAAAUGGUAGAAACAGGAGUUGUAAUGGAAGCAGACGGAAUUCGUUCCCGCUUCGUCAAAAGAACGAUGGGACACAAACAAACCGUCGAAGCUUGUCGCGAAAGUUUUCCAAGAUAUUGUCUCGUAGUGGCCAUCCGAAUGGUAUCGACGUAAGAACCGGAAAUGAGGUCUUAUCAUCGCCUCCGAAAGUUCGAAUUUCUAGUGCUCCGUGCUUAUGAUUUUAAAACACGCCGAACGACACAACCAUGUGCCGAGUGCAGAAUUAAGAGGGAUGAAAAGCAGCUUGGCUAUCGGCGAAUGAAAUCUGCACAAUACAAUUUCAUUGAAUACAAUAGACAAAAUUACGUACA